GGAGUUUUUGGCGGGAUUUCAUCGAGUGCACUUGGCGUCUUAUUUUAAUUAUUCUUAAAUUCGUUCAUAGUGGAUAUUGUGAAAUAAAAUUGGCUGUAUGGGCAUUGUUUCCUUUGCCUUCCCUAAAACGGGAGAACUUCAACAAAAAAAAAUUGACUGACAGUGACAAGACAGAACCGACUGAAUUUGCUCGUCAUUCAAUUCAGUUUCUUUUCUUUGACAAAGAUAGAUUACAAUUUCAUUUUAACAUAAACUGUAAAUUCAUAAAUUUAAAAAUGUUGAACGUGAGUGAUAAUUAUCCUGAAUAUGCCGUCCCUGGAGCUAAACAACAUCGUUUCGAACCGUACGCAGACAACGGAGGCAGCGUCGUUGCCAUCGCCGGUGAAGACUAUGCUGUUAUUGGAGCUGAUACGCGUCUCAGCACCGGGUUUUCUAUUUAUACGAGAGAACAGAAGAAGCUAUUUAAGCUGUCUGACCGAACUGUGCUAGGUGCUACUGGAUGUUGGUGUGAUACACUUACUCUUACACGCCUGCUCCAAGCUCGCAUGCAAAUGUAUGAGCACGAGCAUAACAAAUCAAUGUCCACUCCGGCGGUCGCUCAGAUGCUCUCAACUAUGCUGUACUACAAAAGAUUUUUCCCCUACUAUAUAUCCAAUGUUUUAGCAGGCUUAGAUGCUGAUGGCAAGGGCUGUGUGUAUAGUUAUGAUCCAAUUGGUCAUUGUGAGAGGUCCAACUACCGCGCUGGUGGAUCUGCAGGUGCUCAGUUACAACCAUUACUUGACAACCAAAUUGGUUUGAAGAACAUGCAGAAUGUAACAGAGGCACCAUUGCCAAGAGAAAAGGCACUCGCUCUUCUGAAAGAUGUUUUCAUUAGUGCAGCUGAGCGUGAUAUCUACACUGGUGACUGUAUCUAUAUUUUAAUUAUUACAGCAAAUGGUAUUCAAGAAGAGAAAUUUGAACUGCGCAAAGAUUAGUGUAUGGUUCAUUAAUAAAUUUUUAAUAAAGAAAUAUUUUUUUAUUAUAAUUCCUUUAGUUUGAAUAUUACCAAACUUCAAUAACUUUUCAACCUGAAUGAUGAUGUAUGUAUUUGAUUAAAAUAAUACUAGCUAACAAAGAACUAAAUUUAAUUUUUAAAAUAAUAAUCACAAGGUAACUACAAUAUAACUUAUACAUUUUUGUUCAUAUUUACAAUAAUUGUCAUAGUAGAUUAACACUUUAUACAAUUUAUUUAUUGUACUUAGGCAUAACAAAUAUAUUCUGAGGAAAAAUUUUAUCAAACAUUUCUCUGACUACUUCUUGACUGGCAUUAUCACCAAUGACUGUGGCCUGCAGUCUAGGUGGAGUGGUGUUCCCUGUAAGGAGGGGGUGGAUAUUGUAGCAUAAUUCUACGCAGUCAUUAGGAGGCACAGUCACUGACAGUUUUUUAUAACCAGAGAACAUAUAGAAGUCUGUCCCUUCUACUGUAAGAUUCAGCCUAACAGGAGUAUUAGAUUUGCCAAUUAAAGUGCACUUUAGAGGAACAGAUGUUUGGACCUCCACUACUUCAGGAUAAUUGACUUCAAUAGCUAUUGGACAUUCGUCUAUUGGUAAUGCUGAAAGAGCCGUGCUGCUCAUCACACACUGCCCUUUUGAAUUAGAUUUUCGUUUCCAUUUGAUAUUAUAAAGACCAACCCUUGUGGGAAUAUCUUUAGUUUUGUAUUUUGCUUGAAUACAAAUGGCAUCUGAGGCAAUGUUUUUCUCUGCUACUUCCAAAUUACUGAUACAAGAUUGUGGUUUUGUAUUAUCAGAGUAUACAAAACAAUCUACCAUCUCUAGUUCUGUGUCUACAAUCAUCAAGUCCCAUGGGCUCAAUAUUUUAAUCUGCGGCAUUACUAUGAAGGGAUCAUCCACAAAACACUUAGAAAUUGCCUUAAAGUUCAUAGCAACAAAAUUUGUGGAAACUUCAAAUGGCUUUAUGACUGUUAUUUUAGUAGUAAAAUCUUUGACACAUUCCAGCUUAGAUAUUUCAGGGAGGUCUAUGAAAUAGGAUACCUUAAUUUGAACUGUGGCAGUAGCUGUUCUGUUUGUUUUCAAGUAAAAUGAUAUUGAAUUCUCAGAAGAUUUAUCAAUGGCUCCAACAUUUAUAAUGAUUGGCUGAGGUUGUGACUCACCUUCCUUAAGACUCAACUCUGUCACUGACUCAGGGUUUGGAUUGUCUGGUGAGCUUAAUAAUGAUAAUGUGAAUCUGACAUCAUAUACAGGUCUGUCUUCAUUAUUUGUAAUAGUGAAUGUUGUGGGAAACCACUCACCCUGAAGGGCAGGACUACAGUUUUUUAUGUCAAUGGAAAGUUUACACUCCCUAGAUGUUACAGAAACCACAGUUAAAGGCACAAUACAAUCAAACUCAAAGUCAGCCUUAGGACUUAAUAUGAAAUGCAGUAGUUCAGGAUGAAUAGUUGAAUCCAACAUUUUAUUAUCUUCUAUUUUAAAAUUCAUAACAAUCUUCCUCUUUUUGUCAGAGCCCAUGAUAAAAGAAAUAUUCUUGAUAUGUAUCUCUGAACCAUUGUCAUGGGGAUUUGGUUUAAACUGACAUAAAAAUCUUUUCACUUUGGAACUUUCCAAGGAUAUUAGGCUGUUCCCAUUUUGAGUAAUAGGAAUUUCAAUUGUUUCCGAGGCACUGGAUAUUGUUAAGAAAGCUUUAACUGCCUCCAAAACUGUUUUAUAUGUUAAUCUUACAUAUAUUUCAACUUCAACAAUUUCAUCCAUCCUGUAGCGUUGCUGUUUGAAUUUGGGUUUGACUUCUAGAAAGCUAGAUAUAUUUACCAUAUCAACAUUUAGUACAACUGGCUCUUUUUCUAUUGCUGUUUGCCAAAACUCUACAGCUUUGUUUUGUGAGUGAACUGGAACAUCUGGCUCUGAUUCAGGUAACUUCAUAUCAAGGAUUGCCAUGAUGUUUCUGAAAAUCCUGUCCUUAUCAUUAUUUGGCACUUGAAUAUGUUUGGACAGUCCUUCAAUUGAUAGCUGCACAUAGUCUUGUAUUUUAGCAGAUAAGUAAGCACAUUGUAGAGCUCUAUUUAAUACAUGAGAUGCUAAGAACCACCAUUUCUCUCUCCUAUAAUCCCACAGCAUAUGACUAAGCAAAGUGAGUGCUUUGCCAUAAUCUGCUGAAUAAUAAUACUCAUUAGCCAUCUCGACUACCAGCUGUUUUCUCAUCCUUGGUGAGUGGAAUGUUUUGAAUUGGGAAAUAGCACAGCCUAAGAAACUAAUUAUCAUUGCUGAGUGGUUGAACAUUCUUUCAUUAUAUUGAAGGGCUAGAACUGCAGCCUGUUCUUUCUGUGGAUCAUGUGGGUCAGCACUAAGGCGACCUGGCCUCCAUGCUCUCUGACCAUAAUACUCCACAAUACCUUCUAAAGGAUCUGGAGGUGGAGGAUACUGUGCAGCUUCACUGCAGACUGAUCGCAUAGCCUGCCUCCUCUUCACUGUAAACUGUGCAGCAUGUUGAUAGUAGAAUCCAGGAUGCUGUGUCUGAAUUCCAGGAAGGCCUGCUCUAAUUGCUUCAUCAAAAAGCUCUCCAAAGGCACUGUACUGACGUGCAAUCCAAGCAUAAUGUUCAAAUAAUAAUUCUGUAGAUCCUAUUCUAUUUUUAUAUCUUUCAAUGUGAGACUUCAGCUGAGCUAUGCCGUCUCUGGGUAGGUUGAGAGCAAACAAUAACUUGCAUAGUUUGUAAUUAAUAUAUCCAGCAACAGUUCUCACUUCAUGCAUGUUGGUGUCCACAGUGCGAGUCUCUAACAGGUUGUUGUAUGCAUGCAUAUAAUGUUUGUGAGCUGUACUAAGAUCUUGCUUUAAUUCAUUAAGGAACCCAAGUUUAAACUGAUGUCUCACAAAUAAAUAUUGAUGUGUAGUCUUAUUUAGAUGGUCUCUGUGCUGUUUGAUGUUUUUGGUUUCAUGAUGAUAAUAGUUUUGAGCAAUAUCAUAGAAAGCAUUCUCCAAUCGAAUAAUAUAACCCAUGAGGUGGUCACCGUGAGGAAGCACAAACAAUGAUUUAGACUGAAUUUCACAAGCAGCACACAGUGCUUGCGCUCUUUCGGCGCCCAGCAUGUACUCGGAGGGCGGCGGCGACUGGCCGCCCUGGAUCACCACCACGGCGACGCGGGUCGCGUGCCCCUCUACAGCAGCACGAAUGGACUGCACCUUUGAUGCACAUUCUAUUAUUUUCUCGUUCCAUUGGAGAUCAUUCCAUUCCAUAUCAUAAAACAACACAACGACUGCAGGAAUCAAAGAGAUCCGUUUCUGAAUCCAAUUCUUUUUGAGGAUACCUUUAGGAAUGUACCAUUCGUAGGAGUUUCUCUUCGGUUUCACAACUGGGAAUUCGAAGGUAUUAUUCAGUAGCUUAAAUCGUACCGCAGCGCGAUCUGGCCGUCUGUUGUUUGCAAAAGCAUCCCAUAUUUCUUUAUGCACUGCAUUAUUCACAGCGUCUAAUCCUGAGAGUCCGAUUAGCGCCAGUGGUUUCAGUAUUAUUUCAGGCGGAAAAUCCGUGGAAUCACUUGGCUGCGUAGCCAUAUCUGUAGUAGAUUAUAGAUUAGAAUUUUAACUACUAUUCUAUACCUUACCCUACAAACGAGAAAUAAUUAACAUUUUCUCAAUUUUUUAUUUUCCCAAUUCCAACACCCCCCUUCGAUUCGACUACAUCAAAAACGUCAUUUCAUUCAUCUGACACACAGCUCUGACAGUUAAGCAUGUACUAUACAGAUUUUUUUUUGGUUUAAGGCUGUUUCCGUGUUAAACCCCUUCCACACGACACAAUUUGAUUGCCAAUCUGAUUGCCGAUUGAAUUGGGUACAAUCUGUUCGUCCGUCUACACAUACACAACAAGAUCGCUAAUUUCAGUUUUAUUUGUUGCCACUGCUGAACGGACUUGUUUGUAUUAGGAUGCCUCUUACCAAGAAGCAAAAAAUUGGAUUAAUGAUUAAACUGUACGAGCUAGCUUCGUACAAUGC
Molecule: messenger RNA, 4976 nt
Organism: Chilo suppressalis (striped riceborer)
Lineage: Eukaryota; Metazoa; Arthropoda; Insecta; Lepidoptera; Crambidae
Source: the annotation of a GenBank genome assembly